This is a messenger RNA of Colossoma macropomum (tambaqui), 2865 nucleotides long. RefSeq names its product IKBKB interacting protein. The transcript has 3 exons. The record is from RefSeq and is a predicted model, not a curated record. Bases 845 to 1993 code for a protein of 382 amino acids. Lineage: Eukaryota; Metazoa; Chordata; Actinopteri; Characiformes; Serrasalmidae.
ACUACUGUGAAGCAGUAAAAGAUGGUUCUUUAUCAGGCGUGAUUGUAUGAUGGAAACUGUUGCAGAGUAUUGCAUUUCUGUGUUAAGCGGUUUCUCAAAGCAAUUUUGCUGUCUCAUUCUGUGCCUGUUCCAGGUUGUCGUACACCGUUCCUGACAGAAAACACCAAUGUGCUUUUAAAGCUGUGGAAGCUUUAAAGAGUCCAGAUCUCGUAUUAUACAUUUUUCUUGUACUUUUCAUGUACCAGCAAUAGUCACAAUGAAUUUUUACAUGAUUUUAUCCCAUAGAAAAACACAUCAUGCCUUUAAGACUGGUAUAUGUAAAUUACCUCUACAUUAGAUUUUGUGUCAUCACAAAAGUAAUUCACAACAGUAUUUUUGAAACUUAGUUUUUGUACUGUAAAUUGGGGAGUACAGUUAGUUUUGAAACUUGGGAAGUGUUUACAUACUAAUAAUACAUCAAACUCUUACUUUAAAAAAGGUGGAGGCAAUUCAGUUUUUCUGUGAUAGGGGCUCUUUAAGUGGUCGGCUAUGCUCCCGGAGUGGAGCUCUGUUGUGAGAGGGCGCCGCGAGCUACGUGGCGUUUCUCCCAGAAAUGUGAAGUUCCUGAGGUAGCGGUUAGAAAACAGCAGUAGGACUUCUUGGGUUGUCUAGGAAAACUGCAGUGAGAGCCAAACCUCGGUUAACUCGUAUUUUCAAUUGCGAGUCCCGAAGUGCGCUUUUCUGAAGGAAAAACAGCUUUUUAUGGAGGUAAAGGAUUAGCUAACAUAACUACUAACGUUACUCACAGCCAAGAUUUUCACACGACUGGAGGUUCAUAACUCCAGUCGGCUAGUUGGUUAGCAAAAUGCCGAGCAGCGAAGUGAAGCACAGAAAGGGGAAAACGAGCGUCUCACACGACGGAGAAACGAAUGGCACAUCAAAGCCGAGCAGCAGAGAGGAAGGAAAGAAAGAUGGAGCAGGUCUGUCUGAACAAAACAGUCUGACUGCUGGAAAGUCUGGACUGUGUUCAUCACUGGACCUGAGGACGACGGUCAGCUUUCUGUCUCUGAGCGCCUGCUGUCUGCUCGCGGGGGUUGUUCUUCAUCAAAAUGCAAGAUUUAACGAAGUGGAGGAGAAAUACAGGCAGUUAUAUGAAAAGGCAGCCAAUCUCCUGGUGCUAGAAGAAAAAAUGGGUGCCGUUUCCAAAAAGUGCGAUGAUGUCCAGGUGUUGCUGGAGAGCCAGGAGGUGAAGUCACCUCUGUCUCACUUGAGCAGGCUGGAGCAGGAGGUGUCGCAGCUGAGGGAGUGGUCCUCUGGCCUGACAGAACGACGGCAGCAGAUGCAGGAGAAGCUGGCUAUUCUUCUGCAGGCCGUGGAGCAAAUCGGGAACCGCACCGCCGCCAUUUCCAGUGACAUGACAUCGAAAGUGGCCUCAGUGCGAACAGACGUGAGGCGUAUGGGGGGCCUGGAGGGCGAGGUGGACACUCUGCUCACCCAGACAGGCCAGCUAGAGGAGAAAGUGGCUCAGGUUGAGAAGCAUAUGGUCAAACGUGUCGGCGAAGUUCUGGCUGCUAGCAUCGACCGCAUUUCCAGUCUAAAAAGCUCCUCGGAGAAGAACAGUCAAAACCUGGAACAAAUCCGCAAACGCAUUCCAGAGCUUUCCGCUACUGACAAGAAGCUUUUUGACCGCAUUCUUGCUCUGGAGAGCAGCCGAGCCAAGCUGGUCAGGACAGUGACCUUUGCGAGUGACCUCAGGCCCAAAGUGUUGACCAUCAAGCGAGACUUUGCCAUGCUGGAGCCUCAGCUGGCUGACCUGACCCUCAGGAUUGGCCACCUGGCCGAGGACGUGAUGAAAAGGGAAGAAGACAUAGCACAGAUUAAGGAGAGUUUAGCCAACCUCAUGACUGUCCGAGGGGACCUUAAACAAGCUGAGGAGGAGCUGGCAGUAAAGUCGGCUUCUAGUGACACGCUGCCUCAAAAUGACCUCAGCAAAACUCUGAAUGAGACAGACUGACCUACACUGUAGACGGGGCUUUGUUUUAAAGUUUUUUAAUUUAAUUGAGAUAUUCAGACUUUGGUUCCUCACUCUCAUAACUGCAUAACAACUACAAAACAUGUUUGUUUUAUAGUAGGGACCAAAUAAUUCACAGCAGGUCCAGAAAGUCCUACGUUAAUAACUUUUUUAACAGUUUAAGGGGUUCAAAUGUUGGAUGAGGACGUUUUGAAUGGCAGGUUAUUUUUAACAUUUUACUCUUCUAGUGUGUUUGUACAGAUGUUGAUGUAAAGGGCCCCAUGUCUUUUUUUUCUUGUAUUUUAUUUUUUCCCUUGAGGUCCACUUAUAAUAUUGGUGUGGGUUUAUGUAACCAAAAUUUUGACCACAUGACCCUUUUCCAACCUCCUUUUAUCCCUUAGAAUUAAACAGGCUGUUUUUGUCACUGUGAACUUAAAACUGAUGUAUAAGAUAAAUGAGCUCUGUUCUGAUUGGCUGUACUGUAUUGUGCUUCAUUCAGAAAGCGCUCAGGGCUGAAACACUCCUUAUAACUUCAGCAGGAAUGGGCUGAGCUAAACAGCUUUAAGCUGAAAAGAUUUAUGUAAAUGGGUUGGUACUUGUGACGUCACAGAAACAAUGAAUUCACAACAGGCUGAUUUUGCAGCAUGGUUUCUAUAUAUUUACUGGAUGUGGAUGAGUAGUAAAUGGUAUGGUUUGAAACUUAGAUAAUGUUUACAUAUUACUUCACACUAUUCUUAAACAAUUAGGGGAAGUUUGGUUUUCCAUGAUAUGGGCCCUUUAAUGAUUUGAUGAUACCAGACAUGUAUGUAUCUGAAUGUGAACAUGGCGACAGGGUUUUCACUGGGCAUUUUCAAUAAAAGGUCAGACUGUUUACA